AUGAGUAGCGCAGAAGACAGCGGGAGCAAGUGCUCGACGGGCCCGAUUUCCAGCUUUACCAUCCAGUCGAUUUUAGGCACGCCGUCCGAUGCGCCUCGCUCCGGGACGAAGGAGCUCUCCAAGGGGGCGCAGCCGGCGCCGCGGAGGCGCUCCCUGUCUGUGUCCUCAGAGGAAGAGUGCAGCGGCGGGGAGGACUCAGCAGACUGCUUUUGCUCCGACACGGGUCACAGCGAGCCCUGCACCCAGCACCAAGCGCACAACUUCUCAUGUUUAGGUCCCGCUAAAGGACUUCUGUCUGGAAACGACGGGCUGGCACGGCGGCCGCACCUGCCGCAGCCUCUGCUGCAGGAUUACAAGGAGGAGCAGGAGAGACCCUGCCAUCAGAUGUCACCUCUGUCGGAGGAGAGACAGACAGACGGUGCGGACAAGCAGGGCAACUCGGCCAAGAAGAAGACGCGCACGGUUUUCUCCCGAAGUCAGGUUUACCAGCUGGAGUCCACCUUCGACAUGAAGCGGUACCUGAGCAGCUCGGAGCGGGCCUGCUUAGCCUCCAGCCUGCAGCUGACGGAGACUCAGGUCAAGACGUGGUUUCAGAACAGGAGAAACAAAUGGAAACGGCAGCUCUCAGCUGAACUGGAGGCGGCCAACAUGGCCCACGCCUCCGCACAGACACUAGUGGGGAUGCCGCUGGUUUUCAGAGAUAACUCCUUACUGCGUGUUCCGGUUCCCCGGUCUAUCGCCUUUCCAACGCCCCUGUACUACCCGGGGAGCAACCUGCCAGCGCUACCUUUAUACAACCUGUAUAACAAGAUUGAGUACUGA
Molecule: messenger RNA, 822 nt
Organism: Scomber japonicus (chub mackerel)
Lineage: Eukaryota; Metazoa; Chordata; Actinopteri; Scombriformes; Scombridae
Gene: hmx2
Product: H6 family homeobox 2
Exons: 2
Coding region: 1-822 (273 amino acids)
Biological process (GO): regulation of transcription by RNA polymerase II
Cellular component (GO): nucleus
Molecular function (GO): DNA-binding transcription factor activity, RNA polymerase II-specific; RNA polymerase II transcription regulatory region sequence-specific DNA binding
Source: RefSeq, a predicted model, not a curated record